This is a messenger RNA of Ectocarpus sp. CCAP 1310/34, 2054 nucleotides long. Lineage: Eukaryota; Phaeophyceae; Ectocarpales; Ectocarpaceae. The record is from the annotation of a GenBank genome assembly.
AUGCCGAAGGGGUUCAAGUCCAUCUUCGCCAUCUUGUCUGAUAAGCUUACUACCACCGGAGGCCGUGCAACCAUUAAGCUCAAGCUCGAUGCGCCUUGUUCCUACUCGUGGCACGCCGAAUUUUUUAGUACAUGCACAUCAUCCUUCAAUCCACGGGGAGUAAAUCUAGAUUCUGAGCUCUAUUUAAGAAAGGGAAACUUGUACGGAGCUCUGGGGAUGCUCUAGCACGGACAACCAGAUCGAUCUCUCAGAAAACGUCGUGGGGUUGGGGGCAUUUCGAGUCUACGAGGCGCGAGAGGCGUAGGGUGGUCCGUCUGACGACGCCACAUGCGGCGGAUCCCCGAACACGGGGUCAAAGGGGACGGUUCUUAUCCUCCCCUGUGCGCCUCCUAUCUUUUUUAUUUAAUCUCUUUUUGUUUUUUUUUUUUAUUUUUCCAAAUACAACACAACGAGUCCAUCUCCGUCAGAGAAAAGAGUCAAAGACAGAUUAGCAAUGGAAUCAUAGCGUCAAAGAAAACUACCUGUUGUGUGUCCACGAUUUCCCAGACAGCAUAUAUGGACAUCUCCCCUGCGGAUAACAGGCUCAACAAGACAGUUUGGUAGCUGUGUUGUGUGUCUUAUAUAUGUUAUGUUGGGAAGGUGUAGACGAAAAGUGUUGGGCUGUUAGUUAGUCGGGUGUUUUAUGUGUGGCACCCUGUUGGUUGUGGAUCUCCAUCCAUUUUACACGUGUAUUUCCAGUUUGGUAUGCAUUUAACGCGAGGAAUAUGAUUUGGUAAGUAAUUGAGUUUGGUAUGCAUAUGCAUGCAUCUGUGUCAAAUUGUGCGGCACACGGGAGUGGUCUCCCAGUUUUGUGUAAUUUCAUGCCCAUAAAUGUGCGAAGGGCACGGGAGAACAUUCUUUCAUCAUUGCCUCCUGACGUGGUCGGUCGUAGGUAAGGCGUGUGGUUGAGGUUCCAUCACCGAUAUGUGGGUGUUCGUGUGUUCAAAUGUAAUGGGUUGGUCAUCUCUCUCGUCCGUGUGUAGGCAGGGAGUAUGGUUAUAUCUCUCCCCUCAGUGGGCAGCACAGACCAUAUGUAAAGAAGAGUUGAUCAUUUCGUGCAUAAUACAUCAUUUAUGUUUGGCACGACAGGAGGAAUGAGAUUUAGUUGUUCUGACAUUUUGACGGUGUACGUGGGUACGGAAAGUACUCCCUGUGUCCGUGAUGUUCCCUGAUGUUGUCGCAUCGAGUGGCAGCAUGUGCCAAGGACAGGUAGACGUGGAAGGACGGCGACAGGUGAAGGGCAGCAGUAGUAGUGUGUUGUGCAUGGUGGCUUGUUGGCUUGUACAGAGACUUUUGUUUGUAUCAUGUAUCCCUUUGGCAUGCACGAUGCGGCGGGACUUCGCAUGGUACGUCAGACGUCAGACCAGACGUUUCCGAGACACGUCAAGUAUGAAGUUUCAAGUUUUCACGAACGCAACGAAGCUGACUUGCCGCUCAUAAAGCUAGAGUACCAAGCCGACGACAUGGAAGACGGAGAAGAAGAUCUCGCGGUGUUGAUGCUGCGCAACCGCACGGCGUUCGAGAAGCUGGCGGGCCACUCACCAAACGAUGAAAAGCCUUCAGGUGGCAGCCCUACCAGAAGAAAACAUUUAAGCGGAGGAUGUGAUGGCGUCGUCGACGAAAUCGAUAGCAAGAAGCCGAAGGUCGAAGACUCGAAGGAAGAUAUAACUUCGGCGGGUAGACCCGAAGAAGGUUCCACUUGAAGGCUGUGCCUUGGACCGUUAUCCUGCGCUCCAGGGAGCCUGCGCCCGGAAACAAUUGUGAUUCCAUGGGCACGAUUGUACGUAAAUAAGGAGAAUAGGUACACCAGUCGGAAUCUCGUUUCUGCGUCAUCGCGUGCGAGAGACAACACGAGUAUCCUGGCAUGAUUGUUUUUCGAUGAAUGCACCCCGCCACGGCUCCUCUGGCCUCUGCUACUACUGCUGUUUUGUGAAGCAAUGAAUGCGUGUUUUGUUCAUGGCGCGAGUGGCGCUGCUCCGCCCGUCGAUAUUCUUCUGCAAUGGCGGCAUUGACGG